CAAACAAGCCCUUCGGCUGGAUUGAAGAUUACCAAACAGUGUCCUAGCGUCAGGCGUGUGCCAGUACAUGAUUCUCGAUAGACUUUUAACGGAUAUCUAGCACAUUCAAAAGGUAAGAUGAAAAAGAACCAUGGAAUUAACUUGUCUGCAUCUUCGUAACUCGCAAAUACACCAGUUUCUAGUCUCAAGAAACUGGCCGAUCAGUCUAUAACAUAUCGUAUUGGAAAUAUUGAUAAGAGACAGAGCACAUUUCUUAAACAUACGAUACAAAUGAUUUCCCUUAACUGUUUGCUUGAAAAAUUUAUGACCUUCUUAGGCAAGUUAACUUAGUCAAUAGAAUUUUAGCUGUGCUAUGACCUCGGAAACUUUUUGUUUAAUGCAGUGACUAUUAUUAAAUGAGAAGAGACCGUUUUCAAUUUCUAAGAGUAGAAAUGAAACACCUCCAAAUUAACCACUUUCUCAUCGUUUUCUUGUGUAGUGAUGGAAGCUUAUAUAGACGACCGAGCAAAGAAUCGGCGAAAACGACAGAUGUCAAAAGAAAAGCGCCUCCUUGCGAAUCGCCAUGAGAGAGAAAGGGUCCGAAAAAUGAACGACGCCUACGAAGAAUUACGAAGCACGAUUCCAAACUACGAAGAAACCCGCGUUAAAACGAAAUUAGAGCUGUUGCGGAUAGCCAUAAACUACAUCCAAACUCUAAAAGAGCACCUUCAAAACAUCAUUAAAAGCGGCUACAACUCUUCGAUGAAUCAACUGAUGUGCCAGCCGAGCCUUGGAAUGGAAUAUCAUGAUAACGGAACCUCUAAACCAGGGCAUCGGAUUUCAGAGUAUCCCUACCCACCCUUGUUUCCAGUCCCCCCUCUUCCACCGUCCCAACUCAACCUUGGUCACAUCGGUGGUCACCAAUCAAGCUCUAGCAGACCCCCGUUUUCUAGAUCGAUGAUGAGCCCAAUGGGAGAAAGUCCUGAAAACUCAACGCAUGAUUUCUGCAGUUUAUUUGCCGGUAGUUUCAACGAUUCGCAUUUUGAUGAGGGUUUCCUUUACCAUCUACAGGUAGUUACAACUAGUUUAGUGUCAUAA
Porites lobata is the source of this 1077-nucleotide messenger RNA. The record is from the annotation of a GenBank genome assembly. Lineage: Eukaryota; Metazoa; Cnidaria; Anthozoa; Scleractinia; Poritidae.